Molecule: messenger RNA, 4555 nt
Organism: Pocillopora meandrina
Lineage: Eukaryota; Metazoa; Cnidaria; Anthozoa; Scleractinia; Pocilloporidae
Source: the annotation of a GenBank genome assembly
AUGAGUGGAUGCCUGAAUGAAAUUCGCUGCCCCGAUAUGGAGGUUGUUGUGGAGAGAAGAAACUUAAUUUCGUCAAUCUCAGCUGGAACUCUGGUGAAUUCAACUUAUAUCUUAAAAUAUUGAAAUCAGCAUCGAUUCGCAAGGAAAUAGGUUAUGUCUAAUUUGAUGCAGUGGCAAAACUUAUUAAGCCUUAAAACUCGUCAUCACGGAGGAAUUGUUUCAUUUUCGUUUUAUUUUAGCCAAGCUGAGCUGAGCUACAUAAGAAACAAAAAAAUUACUUCUUGUUUUGAUGUUUGUUGAAUGCAGAGACGCUAGAAACAAGCUGACUGCAAGCUCCAAAUUAAAUUUCUAGAUCGCUAGGGAAAAGAUAAAGAAAUAUAAAGGACUUUUUGGGCACUGCUAUGUGAUAUUUUAAGUAAAUUUUGAUCUCACUUUAACUUAAGUCUAGUAUUUAGCAUGUUAUGGCUUACUAGGACUUCCCUAAGAUAAGUUCUGUUUUUACCCCUUCAGACUGAUCUUUGAAAAAUUUGUGCUCAGAAUAUGUCAAAAAAUGAAUCAAUCUUACAGAAUGUAACCCAAAUCUACCAAAUUUAGGUAUUUUUCCUCUUUUGGUAAUAGAAUAUUAUCAUUUUGGAACAAAGCAAAACACCCACCCCAGUAGUAAUUUGUAGCCAUAAGAUUUCUCACAGAGAGGAUUCCAACAUCAUGAGUCUGUGAUUUUAUGUCAGUUUUAACCAAAUAAAUUUGAGAAAAGUAGGGAGAAUGCUGAGUAUCUGUAAAUUUAUUGUCUUGACUAACCACAGUUAUGCUAGAGAAAAAGCUGGAUUAUCUUCUUAUUUUCUGUUGUUGAUUUUCAAAUUUGGUUUUGUUCAAUUGAUAGUUUUUCAUUGGCUGGUGGAUAAUAAUUGAUGCUGAAGCUACCAAAGAUUUUUGGCAUGUUUAUCACAUCCCAGGUGUUAUAGCCUCAUUAGGACUUUUUAUGUAAGUAUGUACCUUGUUUUCUUUUCUCACAAAAAAAUCACCUCUGAUAUUUUUACUUUUCAAUCACUAGACGGUGGUUAGGGUCGGAUGAAUUAUGCUAAAAAAUUUUGAGCAUUGUGCUUUUGAGAGUUUAACCCCUGAAAAAAAUGGAAUUAAGCUGAAAACUAGGUAAAUUAACAACUUCCUGGUAAAACCUUUUGGCUGAUUGUUGUGGUAUCAAGACAUAUAAAAUGUGUAUCAUUAUAUGCAGAUUAAAUUAUGUUGUAGGGAUAUUGCUGUAAAAAUUCAGUUGUUACAAUUUUUGGCCAACUAGUACUGUCAUUGGUCUUUCAGUUUUCUAUGGGGAGCUGUUUUUCACAAUUGACUUUUAUCAUGUAGUCAGAAAACUCAGCACUUAACCCUUUAACUCCCAAGAUCUGAUUUUAAUUCUCCCCUCUAGCUGCAUAACAUUUCCUUGUAAAUUAGUUAUGAGAACAUGGUGCUAGAUCAAGAAAUAUAGCAGCCUCUACCUGAUAAUUUUGAAUAUUCUCAUUACCUGUCUGCUAAUUAAUGUAUGGAUAUUUUAGGGAAAAGUUUCAUAUUAAUCACUUCUGGGAGUUAAAGGGUUGAACAAUUAGACUUCAUUGGCAUUUGUAUACAACCCUGAAAUUGCAUUUUACCUUUUUUUUUCUUUUUUUGCUCACAGGAUUAAUGCUGUGUCAAAUGCCCAGAUCAGAGGAGAGACUUAUGGCACAGGAUGCAUUGGACAGACAGGUAUCAAUAAUCAUUUAUCUAACCCUUCCAACCAGAGAGCUUCAGUUGGUAAACAAGUCUUGUGGCACACAAAAAUUUCCAAAACUUUUUGUUGUUGAAAUUGUGUGAAUUUUUCAGACAUCCUCCAAUUUGACAGGUAAAAAUUGCCCAUUAAACCUUUGGUUACAUUUAAAACAAUGGAAAUUUGUGUUAAAAUUCCUCUGCUGGUUAACCUUUGAGAUCUUCAUCCUACAAAAUGUGUAGUUAAGAUCGAGUCUUUAAGGGCAGAUCUAGGGGAUGAGUGCAAAGUGUACACUCCCUCCCCUCCCCAAAAUGACCUUAGGCUUUCUAACAUAACUAGCAUUCCACAAAACUUUGUUUAAGUCACUUGUCAGUUACGUCAUUCCAUAGUGGUGCAUCUGUGAAAAAUCCUGAAUGCUUCCCCAGUCCUCACUAAGUGCUUUCCUGAAGGUUUCAAGUCUUUUGUAAUUUUGAUUGGUUAUUACAGGUGCCAGAGUAUGGUUUUUAAAUGGUUUCUUAUGGCUAUUUGGAAGUUUGAUUUCUGCUGCCUGGAUACUCUUUGGUGCCUAUGUUGUUCCAGGUACUGUUACAGUAAUGAUCUACACAACCUUGGUUGUAUGAAAAGCAGUUAGUGAUAAUUCAAGGUUAAUAGUUGUCUCUGGUUUCUCUUGAAAUAAAGCUCAAUAUAUUAACCCUUUACACCCUAAGAUCAGUAUGCAUAUUCUCCUUACUGUCUUCUAUACAUUUCCUUAGGUGCUGACAACGAAAUUUUGCUUGAUAAUCAAGAGCUCUUGUACUUGUUGAUCAUCUCCAUUAUUCUCAUGACCUUAAUAUUUGAUUCAGGGGUGAAACUGUAAGGAGAAAUUAGAUGCUAGUCACUCUUAGGGGUUAAAGGGUUAAUGCUUACAUUUUGAGGGGUUUUUCCUUUGCUUAAGGCAAAACUGAAGAACGAAAUAUAUGCAAACUGUCUGUAAAGCUGUAAAACUGAUCAAAAAAUUGUUGGCUAACACUCACAUAGCUUAACUGUGCAACUGAACAACUUGGCCUUGUACUGUAUUACAGCCUUUUUUGUUGGUUGAGAGUGAAUUACCAUUAUUUUUUUCAAACUUGAUUGGAGGCGUCCCCUUAAUAGAGGUUUCCCAAAGGUAAGGUUUCACUGUGACUGCUUUCAUUUCUGAAAUUUUACUGUAAAAAGUCAGUCAUAAAGUUGGUCUAUUAUUUUCUGAUUGUUGAUUACUGGCUAUCUUUGCACUACAUGUUGGCUUUUUAAUGUAUUAGAUUGUUAGGAGAGGAUACAAUACUUAUCAGUGUUAUUUUUCUUACAGGAAAAGAUGAUCCAUGGCCUGGAGUAGCAAUCUUCCUUCAAAAUGCUUUAAUAUUUUUCAGGCAAGUCAGAACAUUGGUUAUGAGUAUCAUGACACACAGGGACACACAGUGGCCUAACAAUUAGGGUGCUAGGCUGAGGGGGGGGGAGGUCUGCAUCUAAGACAUGCUUAUCAAGGAUUAUUCUAGAUCCACAUUUGUUUCUGAAUACAAGUGACCACAAACAUCUAGGAGUCAUGUGACCAGACUCCAGCAGUCACAUUUGCCAUUUGCUGUCCACAUUUGACCUUUCGGCAAGGUAGUUUCAGUUAGUUGAACUCCCUUGAUGCUUUUUUUCUACCUUUUUGAAAGUUCUCACUUAUUUCCUAUGAAUAUAUGUGAAUUGAAGUCUUAUCUUAAGAACCAAUCCAUUUGGGAAUCUAGAAGACCAAUCUUUUAGCCACAUUUUGUGUUUGAAACAAAGGACCCCCAUCCUUUCUGUAAUUCAACAUGGUGGCACACAUGUUGAUUUUUUUCAGGUGAAAGCCAACGUCUAUCUAAAAAGCUAAAAGUCUAGAAAUUUCUUAUUUCUAACCACAAAUUGCUGAGCAUGGCUUGACGUCUGUGGUGAACACACCUAAUGUAGAUCUAAAACCCUCUAUUACAUUGUGUUCGUGAGCAAGGAACUUUAUUUUCAAAGAGUCUCUCUCCACCAAGGGCCCAGUUGUUCAAGGACCUGUAAGCACUUACCCAAGGUUAAAUUUUGGUCUGGAUUUAUUUAUUCCUUUACUAAAAAGCCUUUUUGGAAUAAUUUUUAUGUGUUCUUUUAAAGGCAUCAAAUAUUCAUAUUCCAGACAAAAAUAAUUUGACUGAAUUUUCUUUUAAAGCUUUUAGAUCUGAAAUCAGAUUUCACACUAACCCUGUGUUAUCUUAACUCAGCUUUGAACAACCUAGACCCAGGAGUGUAAAUGGGUUGUGGUAAAUUGAGUGGGAAACUGGACCAAAUAGCAUCACAUCCAGGGUGGGGUAGUAACACUCUUAGUCACUUCAUGUGAUAGAGACAGGGAUAAGUGCAGGCUGGAUGAGCCAGUUGGCUCAAGAACAGAUUUUCCCUUCCUUUUUUUCACCUUGCCAUGAAGCAUUUAAACCUGGUCAAUUAAAAUGGCAGCAAUUUUUUUGUUUGUUUAAGUUUUUAAAUUUUAUCUGCUCUGCCUUAUAAACAUUUAGCUAAAUGAAACUCAGUAACAAAACAGCUAAGGGUUGGUUACAGUUCAUCCCUGCUGGUACAAGACUCUGUAAGAUUACUCACUGGAGGGUUGUUACAGUACAGAAUUUCCAUGCUUGCAGUAAUUUCUUGAGUGUGUGGUUUAAAACUGAGUGGAUUUUUAUUUUCUACUGCUCUUUUAGAAAAUGGUAUAUUUCUACAGAUCUUCAAGCUUUUUCUCUCAGCUAAUAGUUUCUUCCUUUCCUCUGCAGUGCAAUUGUGUUCAAGUUUGGCCGUGCAGAGGAGCAUUGGUAG